UUCUGUCGGUGAUCUUGAACAAAUUUAAACAAGAAAAGCCCCCAUUCUCUCCCCAAUUUCAUUUUCCCACCAUCUUUCUUCCAGAUCAGCUCUACAAUUUUCACAUAUAGUACAUACAUACAGAAAGAGUGAGAGAGAGAGAAACAUGUCAUUAAACAGAGAUAGAUCGUGUAAUCCAACAGUGGUGAAGGUCGGAAUAAUAUUAUUGGGUGUGUGUCUGGUGGGUUAUUUGGUGGGCCCACCUUUAUACUGGCAUGUUCUUGAAGGUUUAGCCGCCGUCCGCCGGUCCUCCGCCGCCGUCUCCUGCCCUACAUGCAACUGCGACUGUGAUUCUCAGCCCCUUCUUUCCAUUCCUCAAGCUGUAAGCAAUGGUUCUUUCACAGACUGUGCAAAGCAUGAUCCUGAAGUGAACGGAGAAACCGAAAAGAAUUUCGCAGACCUUUUAUCAGAGGAACUAAGGUUACGCGAAGCUGAAGCAUUAGAAAGCCAACAACGUGCUGACAUGGCACUUCUCGAGGCGAAGAAGCUGACAUCACAAUAUCAAAAAGAAGCCGACAAGUGUAACUCCGGAAUGGAAACUUGUGAAGAAGCCCGUGAAAAAGCCGAAGCAGCUUUGAUUGCGCAAAAACGUCAGAGUGAAUUGUGGCAGUCGAGAGCCCGGCAAAGAGGGUGGAAGGAAAACAGUUCUAAAGCGGUAAAGACCGCGUGAUACUAGCUUACAGUUGCAUAGUGAUUUUUUGAGUUUUGAUGUUUAUGAGAUCAAGUCCUCUUAUUAUAUGUAACAAUUUGUUAGCUUAUAGCUUAAAAUCAAUUGUUGUUUGGAUGAAGAUUUUAUACUAUAUUGUUUUUGGGGGUUACUUUUAAGUUAAUUUAUGUGAAAAAAAAAAUAUUAAUUAGCA
Messenger RNA from Helianthus annuus (common sunflower), 899 nucleotides. RefSeq lists its product as uncharacterized. NCBI's taxonomy places the organism in Eukaryota, Viridiplantae, Streptophyta, Magnoliopsida, Asterales, Asteraceae. Bases 146 to 709 code for a protein of 187 amino acids. The transcript has 3 exons. The record is from RefSeq and is a predicted model, not a curated record.